AUGGCCUACGCCGCACAACUUGGAGCCCUCACUGAGGAGCUCAUCGAAGCUGCCACGGGCAUUUCCAGCAAGACACGAACCAGGCGAUACAAAGUCCUAUACAAUGCGACCUUGCAGAAAAUAAAGUCGCAGGCAUACCUCCGCACAAACCAAUUCGACGUCUGGCACACUCUUGACGGGCUGGAAGAGCGCUUCCGCGUUAACAACCGAGAUGAUCUGGCCGACGAGUUCCGCGACAGCCUGGAUAGGCUGGAAGAGCAUGCCACCAAGUGGCACCCGGAGAUAUUGGCUCUGCUUCUAGGACUAUCCGACCAGCCGACGUUCAAGACGAAGCUCAGCGAUCUAGAUGUUGUGCGACAGCGUGAGGAAGAGCAAGCGGAAACCUUCAGCUGGGAAGAUGUCGCUCGGGAGGAUGGCUGGGCUGAGGAUGAGGGUCUCUGGCAGUCGAUUGAUUACGGACUUGAUUCAGAUGACGAGGUCAUCGAAGAAGCGCCGGACGACGAAACGCUCAUUGAUGUGCCGGUAUAUCAUACUUACGACGAGGAUCUUAGCCUACAUAAAAAGGGGAGAACUGCCACCGACUGCAUCAUCCAACCGGAGGACACAGAGUUGCUGAAAGCUCUUCAGGCGGCACAGCAAUGGCGGACCGAAGUUCCUCAAAAAGACGACAUUGGGACCGUCCAGAAGAUUUCCAUUCCAGAGACGCAUAUUGUCAGGGAAAUCCUCUCCAUGCUGCAGGGGUUGAAAACCUCCCUUUUCAACGAAAACACGGGCUUGCCAGAGCCCAAUUUCCACAUGCAGCACAUCGCUUGGGAGACGUACAAGUCUGUGAUACACAAUAUUGCAGAGUCUGGCUGGCGCAUUCUGCUGCUCCGGAGAUUUGUUAGCCAUCCGCAGGCAAUUCCGCAUCUCCAAGCAUUUCAAGACUGCAUUGCAAAAAGGCUCCGAGAUUUCGAUACAAAGCUCUCGCAGAUCGAGGCACGCUUUGCUGCUCCCACAUCUGAAGUCAUGUUCACCCUAUUGUCCGUUCAUGGGGAAAUCUCGCCUUGGCUGCAGCCCCUGCUUGUGCUAUCCAACAUCAUCGCUCAGAUUCAGGAGACGUCCAGAUCAGAUACAUUCCGGUACCUUGAGCUCCUGUACGAUGAAACCACGCUGGCGCAGCUCAAAGAUGACAUGUCCACGUACAAGUUUCUUGCCCAGAUCUUUCUCGACUGCUUUCAGGUCUACAUUCGCCCAAUUCGACAUUGGAUGGACGAAGGCCGUAUUUCGUCGGAAAAUGAAAUCUUCUUCAUUUUCGAAAGUCCCACAAAAGUGCCCAUGAGCAAUAUAUGGCAAGAUCGAUUCAAGCUCCGCCAAACAGCAGAGGGGACAUUACACGCUCCAAAGUUUCUUAAGCCUGCCGCUCAUCAGAUAUACAAUGCCGGAAAGAACAUUGUCGUGCUGCGGCUCCUAGGUCAAUAUGAGCUGGGUAGCUCGUUUCCCGUUGAGGAGCCAUCUCUAGACUUUGAGCAUGUCUGCCCGGAAGGACUCGGCCUGGCUACGUUCCCGGAUCUCUUUGGUGCGGCUUUCAACCGAUGGAUCCAAAGCAAGUACCGAAAAACUUCCACCACAUUGAAGGAUACUCUUUUCGAGAUGUGCGAGCUCUCCUCGUCAUUAGAUGCACUACAAGCGCUAUAUCUCAUGUCAGACGGGUUUGCCGCUGCAUCUUUUACAGAUCACUUGUUCGACAAGCUGGAAAACCUGAACCCAGUCUGGUAUGAUCGAUUUGCUCUUGCCGGAACAGCCCAAGAUGCGUUUAUGCCGCUAGUUGAUAUAAGUCGUCUAUCUGUGAGUGUCAGUGUUCAAGGCACCCGCAUGACUGUGACGGAUGCCCGAGGCUCAAUACGAGCCGCUCUACCGCAUCUCAAGAUCGACUAUAGGCUUGCAUGGCCGGUCCAGAUUGUUGUCUCCGAAGAGAGCAUGAGGAACUAUCAAUCCAUUUUCACACUGCUCUUGCAGCUCCGACGAGCCAUUCACGUUCUCCACAAACCCAAGCUCCUUGAUAACUACACGACCGAUAACGAAAACUGGGACGAGCGUGUUUUGUUCUAUGCCGCUCGCAGAAAUUUGCUAUGGUUUUGCACGACUCUUCAAUCAUAUCUAGCAACACUCGUUCUGGAACCCAAUGAGCGGGGAAUGCGGCGUGAGCUCAUGGCGGCUGAAGAUGUUGACUCCAUGAUUUCGGUGCAUGCCACAUACCUGGAGCAAAUGAUUGAACAAGCCUGCCUAGGAAAUAAGAUGGCGCUUAUUCGAGAGCGCAUGCUCGACAUCUUGGAUCUUGCUCUCAAGUUGGAACUGGCCAGAGAGGGGAAAGCUGCAAGGGAUGGGUCCGAGCCGUCUCACCUGUUUAGACAAGAAGAUGAGAGCAGCGAGGGGGUAGUAAGAGAGGAUGGGCUCGAUACCGAGGCUUACAUACGCGUGCUAGAAGAGAUCAAGGCCGAAUUUGAUGAGCAUUUAAGCUUUAUCUGCUCGGGACUGAAAGGCGCUGCGAGAGCCUCAAGCGAUACUCAAUCUGCGAAGUGGGAUAUUCUGGCAGACAUGCUACGAGCAGGCGACAACAGAAGCAGGAGAUGA
Molecule: messenger RNA, 2613 nt
Organism: Trichoderma virens Gv29-8
Lineage: Eukaryota; Fungi; Ascomycota; Sordariomycetes; Hypocreales; Hypocreaceae
Exons: 2
Coding region: 1-2613 (870 amino acids)
Biological process (GO): meiotic cell cycle; microtubule nucleation; mitotic cell cycle
Cellular component (GO): centrosome; gamma-tubulin complex; equatorial microtubule organizing center
Molecular function (GO): gamma-tubulin binding; microtubule minus-end binding
Source: RefSeq, a predicted model, not a curated record